AUGUGUUCUGAGGACUCCAACCCGCAGAAAGCAUUGAAGGGUAGCUCUGGGCCUGGGCCCACUCAGCCCUCUGAAGCACAGGUCUCCUCAGCCCUGCUCCCUGCUGGCUGCUCCGAUGUCCCUAGGCCUGUGGAAGUCAAGUAUUUGGGACCUAGAGCACAUGUGAUCCCACUGUUUUGCAGGACUCUGUGGGUAGAGUCCCUGCUCCCUGAGCAGGUGGCAAGAGAGUCACUUCCGACAAACCUUCAUACCAAAGUGGUCCUGUCCCUGCCCAUGUCAUUUCCAGCCACCCCAGGGAAGAUGUCCACAUUCUCUGUCCUGAACCCAGAGCCACAGAGCUGCUUCCCAAGAGGAGGUCGCCCAGGGCACCCUCAGAGGCUCCGCGGGCGCCCCCUCACGCUGCCGGCCAGAACUGCAGCGGAGCCCCGCACCGGUGCUGAAUACCGGACUGAGACGCCCCCCUCACCAUCACCGAGAAACCACAGACCUCAGGCGACUCAAACAUCUGCAAAUCUGAGCGGCUCUGACUGUGGGGUUAGCAGCACACGUCCUCCCGUCGUAAGAAGCACCUGGCAUGGUUGGUCCCUUGCUAAAGGAAGAUCAGGUUCCAGGCACUUGCAUACUCGUGUCCAGAGAGGGAGCCGUCCGUUGUGUGAGCCUCCCCAUCCCCAAGGAGCUGUGUACAGGAUUCAACAGAGGGAAUGGGGUGGAAUAACGAAGAGAAGUCAUCGGGGAAAGGAUGUAGUAUUUUCACUGAAGCAGAGUGCAGUCCACAGCCAAAGCGGAAAGCUGGAAGUGGGUGGGCCGGCCGCAGAGGGCCCUGUCUCCAAGCACGCCAAGAAGAGCGGACCUCGUCCUGUGGGCAGGACGACCCAGAGCAAGACAGUGUUCAAAGAACAACGUUUGAAGAUGGAGCUGAGGCUUCCCUUCCCAUGCCCUGUUCCACGACUCUGCCCUCCCACCACGAUAGCUUCCCCCAGGGAAUGAAAACAUCCAGGGUGCCAAAGCAAAAGGACACAGGGAACAUCACUAGGCACCAGUCACACAACCCACGGAUAAAUCAUUCAAAACAGUUGUGAUCGUAGGUCACAAUGUGACGUUCUGGCAGAUCACUAAUUGAAAA
Molecule: messenger RNA, 1123 nt
Organism: Fukomys damarensis (Damara mole-rat)
Lineage: Eukaryota; Metazoa; Chordata; Mammalia; Rodentia; Bathyergidae
Exons: 3
Coding region: 1-987 (328 amino acids)
Source: RefSeq, a predicted model, not a curated record